Molecule: messenger RNA, 1513 nt
Organism: Styela clava
Lineage: Eukaryota; Metazoa; Chordata; Ascidiacea; Stolidobranchia; Styelidae
Source: RefSeq, a predicted model, not a curated record
UGCUCACAAUUAGCACAGGACGCCACUAAUAACUUAGGUGCAUCUGAACUAUCGCGAAUUGUCGAUUAUGGAGAAGAUUGGAAGCGAUAUUCAGCGCCUUCAAAUUCGACGGCGAAUUAAUUUUUAUUUUUAUAGUCUUGUGCUUGGAACGGUUUUGUCAUUUUCUGCUUUUGUCUCUCUACACACGUUGCAAACGAGUAUUAAUAUUCAAGGAAAAUUAGGAUCUCUUGGUCUCACAGUGGUGUAUUUCGGAUCUGUUGUCUACAGUCUAUUCGUUGCUCCGAUAACGAUGAAAAGAUUUGGUCUUGGCCUCAAUUUAGUGAUCUCGGAUCUCAGUUACUUGAUCUACUGUGCCUCAAAUUAUUACCCAGGAAUUUACGUUUUGUUACCCGCAUCCAUCAUAAGCUCAGUGGCACAAUCCCUCCUACUCCCCGCGACAUCAAUUGCAGCUUUUCAGUUGGCCGAAAGAUUUUAUCAAUGCAGUUCGCAGACAGAAGAGGUUUAUAUUAACCGCUUCCAAAGUCGGUUUGUCGGCCUGUUUAGUUCAGUAUCGAUAGUGGGCAACAUUAUAUCCUUUGCUGCACUAUCCGGAAGCAAAUCCGGCUCGAUAGAGGAUGAAAAUAGCAACAUAACAUUUUCUUCAGUCAAUACAAUAGAGGCGACUACCCCAUCUCUUUCUCCAAAUCGUAGCGGAUAUAACCAUUGCGGAGUACAAGAUUGUCAAGAUCCCGAGAUCAUUGAAAAUAACAUAAACCAAUACGUCCCCCCUGACAAAAUAAGCACCUACAUUCUUGUUUCGGCAGCCUGUGCAGUAAGCCUUGUUUCACUCAUAAUUCACGCGUGCGUCUAUCCGGGGAUCGGGAAAUUCGGACGAAAAUUACACAAUCUUGAUAGAGAAAUAACGCAGUUCUUGAAGCCUAAUGACGAAUCGAAAAGUAUGGAGUUUACACUUGAAGAUAGUUGUAAUAACAUAGUCACAGCCGCGGCGAUGACCACGACAGAAAAAGUCGCCGAAUCACAAAUUUGUUCUUCUAUAAACAAACAACCAUACGCCGGUCAAGACAUCUCCACCCUGAACACCGAUACCGGCGAUCUCAAUGAGAAUGUAGGCGAUGGAUAUUGGGAAACAUUAAAAGCAACUGCAAAGUUUUUCAUCCGACCUCAGUCAAUUCUAAUUGGGUUCACCCCCUUUCGAAAUGGAAUGAUUAUUGGAUUUAUGUUCUCCGACGUAACAAGAGCUUACGCCUCGUGUGUUGGUGGCGUAGAAAUGGUUGGUCUUAUAGCAAUGGCGUUUGGGUCAGUUGGAAUACUCGUAGGUCUGAUUUACGGCCACGUAGUAAAGUAUACAGGAAGGAAUGUAAUUAUGCUGAUAGGAUUUCUGCUUGAAAUGUCGGUUUACAUUGGUUGCUAUGUGUGGGUUCCUGACCCGAAUACAAUGUAUUAUGUGUUUCUAAUGUUCAUUGGACAUGGAACGGUAAACUCUCUGUUGUACAUUUCUGUUAAUGGUGAGUAA